Messenger RNA from Fusarium vanettenii 77-13-4, 2511 nucleotides. RefSeq lists its product as uncharacterized. Gene Ontology annotation, biological process: SCF-dependent proteasomal ubiquitin-dependent protein catabolic process. Gene Ontology annotation, cellular component: SCF ubiquitin ligase complex. The transcript has 3 exons. The record is from RefSeq and is a predicted model, not a curated record. Lineage: Eukaryota; Fungi; Ascomycota; Sordariomycetes; Hypocreales; Nectriaceae. The annotation marks the transcript as partial.
GCCAUGUUCGAGGUUCCGCACAACCACCAUGGCAAAGACUUUAAGCGCUUCUUCUCGCCUGGGCGCAGCUCAAUGUCGGCCAUUGAGGAUAAGAGGGCCGACGAGUUCCGCAAGCACGUGUGGGCCGUCACCAUGAUUGACGAAGAUCCCUUGUCGGGUAAGAUGAAUCGACACUCGACUGACCUUGUUCGUCCUGGACCCAACAAACUUAGGUCCAAGAGAGCAUCUGCCUACGCUGGACCACCACCGGUAAAGCGAGGUAAUGACAGAAAGUCCAAGGAAAAGUCGAAAUCAGCAGAUCUCACCAUGCGAGAGCCUACGAUUGCAAUUCAGCCAAUGCACCCUCCAUCCUUCAAGUCACCGACGGACCUGUACCCGGUAAAGGAGAACACCAUGGACGAUUUCUUCGCCAAUGAGUCCAAGGACAACUUGCCUCGCACCUCAUACCCGAUACGUCCAACCUAUGCUGUCUUGGAGACACCAUUAGCCGACCCUACAAGGAGCAGUGAUGGUCUUCCUGGUGUCAAGCUCAACCGGCCUCGAAAGCUCAGCAACAACUCGAUGACCACCAUGUCUUCUCUUCAGAGCCGGGAAAGCAUGAGCACAAGACGGACUCCAUCCUGGGGAAGCAGGACCAGCGUUGACACUUCGGAUUCCAUGUCCCACUGGCGGCCUGAUUACAUGUAUCAACGACCCAUGCCCAUCAAGAAACAAGCACCCGUCCGAGACCCAUUCAAGCCGAACGAGCUCUUUUCGAUGAUGCCUGUCGAGGUGCUCUCUGUCAUUCUGGAGAAGCUGAGGGAACUUCAUGUCGGAUACAAGAGCGGGAGUUGUGCAACUUGUUGGAUGCGAGACGUUUGCAACAUGUGCGUCGUCUCUCGCAAGUGGUACGGUCCCGCCCAAGAAGCCCUGUACGAAGACAUUCAGCUGGUUGGCCCAGACUCGGCCGCCCACAAAAAGAAGUUUAAGCUGUCUCAGGGCGCCCGAGUCAUGAUGCUCCGGCGCCUGCUACGCGCCAAACCCCGGAUCGCCGCAAUCGUCCGCCGGCUCAAGGUUCCGGCCCCCGAGCCGCUUCCGGGCAAGGGGUCCACCGUUGCCGACUACGACAACCCCGUCGCCUCUCUUGUCAUGGCCUGUCCCAAUCUCGAGAGCCUCUCUGGUCUGUCGACCACCUACGAUCACUCGUUCAAGAAGAUCUUUCAUGCACUAUCGACGAGGUCAAACCUGAAGGAGAUGAACUGGUUGAUCCAACCAUCGCCGCUUCAGAAGCAGCAGAGGAUCCAGUCGAGCACGCAGCAGCUGGGUCUGGUUAUGCCCGGGGAGCUCAAGCCGUUCCAGGAGGCCGCCUUCUUGAGCCAUCAUGACAACUGGUCCCAGCUCGAGACCCUCACCAUCCAUUGUCUCCCUGGAGCGACUCUAACGCCUGAAAGCCUCCUCACAUCGACUCUCAGCUACCUCCCAAAACUCAAGCACCUCCACCUGUGCAACCUCCCUCCCAACAGUUUCAACGACGCUGCUCUCCUCGCCCUCCCGCCGCUAAAAUCCUUGACUCUCUCUCACAUUAGCGGCAUCUCCUCCAGCGGCCUCUCUGCCUUUGCAACUCACACCUCGAGUGCGCCCUUGCGCAAGUUGACCCUGCGCCAUACACCCCUCACCUCCCUGGCCGCUCUCGCACGAAUUCUCUCCAAUCUGAGGUCACUCAUCACCUUCUCCCUCGUCCAGGCCUUCCCGCCCGUCAUGCCUGAAGACGACACUUUUUCCCUAUGGAUGAUGCCUUACCUCGCAUCCAGCAGCGUCAAGAAGCUGCAUUGGGACAUCACAAGCCACGCCUCGUGCGUCAACGCCGCCGACGACAUCCUCGCACGGAGCAUCGCGGCUGGAGGCUUCCCCGCGUUGAGGGCCCUCCGCGUGCUCAACGACCCAGACGGCAUCUUCCAGGAGCUGUGCUACCCCGUUGAGAGGAUCGACCUCCAUACAGAUCGAUUCCGAACUACGGAGCAACCUAACGAUGUGGCCCCAAGCUCCAACACCAGCCCCAUGUCACCGACACGUCUCUUCAAGUCUUCCAGCAGCUCCUCCCUCCCUUCACCACGAACCCCAAUGUCCUUCUUUGGCGAUUUGCGCCACGCCCCCUACACCAGCCUCCACACGGCGCGCCUCGCCGCUCAGGCCCGUCUCGAGGCGGCCCGUUCCCGCCCCCGCUUCACCGUCAACGUGGUCGACGAGGACGGCACGACAACCGAGACAUUUGCCAUGGCCGGCUUCAUCGGCACUCCAGGCAGUGUCAUCCGCUAUUACCUCAUCUCGGAUCCGGGCACGACAGACGACAAGGGCGGUCUAGUCGAUGUGCGUGACCUGGACGGCGAUGGCGGUGAGAGUCUUGCUGGAGGUCGUGAAGGAUGUAUGGGGCGCUGGAAUAUGCGCGACGGUGUCGUAGCAGACAGAAAAGAGAAGGAGAGGUGGUGGCACACUGAGAGAGGCCGCUGGACAAAGGUAUCUCUAUCAUCAUGA